Messenger RNA from Xyrichtys novacula (pearly razorfish), 3719 nucleotides. The record is from the annotation of a GenBank genome assembly. Lineage: Eukaryota; Metazoa; Chordata; Actinopteri; Labriformes; Labridae.
AUGUCCAGGUUUCAGGAUCUUGAAGAUUUCUUCAGCCGGCGGCUGCUCGCUGUUGUUAACGGAGACCUCUCAGGACGAUCAGCAACAUCUGUGUAUGAAGAGGAGCUCCAACGGCAAAGAAAACUGCUGAGUGUGAUUUUAAUGCCUGAAAUCAAACUGAAGAGAGCAGGUUAGUUCACCUUCUUCUUCUUCUUCAACAUGAGAAACGAACAAGAGAAAACCACCGAAUAUCAAAACCUGUUGACAAACAGAACAGCAACGUCACUGACCUUUGAAGAUCAAUACUUGUUGACAAACAGAACAGCAACGUCACUUAUCUGUAAUUAUUUCGGUUACAGAAAGGAUGACGUCACCAAGCACCUGUUCUGUGUCGGCAGUGCCUUUCAUCUGUUGCCACAGUAACGUCCCAGCACAAUAAAAGCUAAAAAGAUCUCUGAGACAGACAGAAGCCAUUCUACUUAUAUUUACAAAAACAGGAAGCACAGUCCCCUUUCAAAAUAAGUCUCCCAAUAAUUGCACAGCUUACCAGUAGGACACAGAGCUUCCCUUAGGUUAUGCCGCCUUGCAUCAAAAAGCUUACACCACUUUAGCAAACUAAACUCAUGAAUUCCUUCAAUGUCAACAAUCUUUCAGAAAUCACACAGACCCACAAAUCCUUCAGUUCCGGACCGGACCACGUUUCCGACCGUUCUCUUCUCUAGUUUUAUACCAACUUUAGUAACGACCGCAGGAUAGCAAUACACAGCGGUCUGAGGAGCCAUAAACAAACCUCAACCAAAACGCCACUCUAUAGCCACAAAUAAUGCUCAGAACAGCACCUAACUUCAUCAACAGGACAUAUAGGGUCACAGACAUAGUACUAGACACCAAACAUCUUUUUAACUUUGACUCAUUUCUUUAGCAAAGAGACUAAACACAACUCACCUACUCUCUUCCAGCAGACGCUUGUUUGUAGAGAGACCUCAGGCCAGUCCAUUACAGACUAUUAUUUGUAUUAUUAUUGAGCAUUAUUUGUGGCUAUAGAGUGGCGUUUUGGUUGGGGGCGUGACUCUCUGUAUUUCUAUCCUGCGGUCGUUUCUAAAGUUGGUAUAACUAGAGAAGCAAGCGGUCGACAACAUUCAUCUCUGGAGGGGGGGUCUAACUCUGUGUUACGGUGGGUUUGACCCUAAAUUAAUUUUUAUGCAGAACUAUCCCUUUAAGCUGAGAGGCAACAGAUGAAACUCAAACACGACUUAAAAAAGGCGCGAAUUCAACCCACGUAUUAUUCGUUCACUGGUUUUUCAAAAUAAAACCAAACGUUAAAAACAAGAAAUGACGCUUAUCUAUUUCCUAAACAUGGUUAAGAAAAAAAGGAUACCGACUCGUUUUCCCAAUAUGUUGUGUUCAAAUACAAAAUGGAAAAAUCGGAUAACGACAAAGUUUAUUCAAUUGUUCCACAUCCGACUAGAACAAGCUGCGUGACCCGGAAGUGAUGCUCCGUGUCUUUUUUGUUGAUUGAAUAUCACGGUUGGAAAUAGAUAUCAAACAUAGAAAAAGGACUGUUUUAUUUUUGUUUUAAAAUAGAAACACCAAAAUAAUGAAAUAAAGCUUGAUUUUCUUUUCUGCUGUCUGGAACGAGUAAGGAAAAGUCAAAGAACAGUUCAGUUUCAAUCUUUUACAGAUAAAUAGACACAAAUUGAAAAAGUGCCCUUAUAUUUGUUUGCUACUGGUGGAGGAGAAAUCCAGGUGGUGGCAUGUAGUAAGCAGUUUUAGUAUUUAGGGCCACAGUGAGAAAAUAAUAUUUUCAUACAAAGUCAUAAAAUUACAACAAUAAAGUCAUAAAUUGACAGGAAUAGAGUCAUAAAUAAACAAGAAUAAAAUCAUACAUUUACAGGAAUAAAGUCAUUAUAUCACAAGAAUAAUGUCAUAAAUCCAAAGUUUGUCUCCAACAUAGAAUCCAAGGUUAUCUUGAUGUGUCUUUCUGUACUUUGGUGUUUCCUGCAGAUGUCCAGCAGCUGUCAGUGAUUAAAGAGGAACCUCUUGAGCUCCAGGAGUGGAGCCCUGAUCUAAACCAAAAGGACACCAAGCACAUGCACAUUAAGGAGGAGGAACUCUGGAGCAGUCAGGAGGGAGAGCAGCUUCAAGGGUUUGAGGAGGCUGAGGCCACCAUGUUCCCAUUCACUGUUGCCAUUGUGAAGAGUGAAGAGGAUGAAGAAAAACCUCAGCCUCCACAGCUUCACCCAAAACCAAUUCAAAAGAUGGAAACAGGAGAUGACGGAGAAAUCUGUGGAGUUUCAGAACCAGCUGGAAACUCAAAUCCUGUGAGUGAUAACAGGUCAGAAGACUCCUCUGAGACUGAUGAUGAUGAUGAUUGGAAGGAGACCAGAGAGGAUCAGUCAGGAUUAAACUCUGGGAAAUUAAUGAAAAGAAGAGGACAGAAAACUGUCAUGAAAUCUCACAGCUGCUCUGAUUGUGGUAGAAGCUUCAACUGUCAACGGGCUCUGAAAAUACACAUGGUAGUUCACACAGGAGAGAAACCUUUCAGCUGCUCUGAGUGUGGUAAAAGAUUUUCAUAUAAACAUUAUCUGACCAGACACAUGUUAUUUCACACAGAAGAGAAACCUUUCAGUUGUUCUGAAUGUGGUAAAAGAUUUAGACGAAAACCUGAUCUGGCCAGUCACACGUUAGUUCAUACAGGGGAAAAACCUUUCAGCUGCUCCAAGUGUGGUAGAAGAUUCAAUCGUAAACGGAAUCUGGACAGACACAUGUUAGUUCACACAAGAAAGAAACUUUUCAGCUGCUCUAAAUGUGGUAAAAAGCAUUUUGAUAAAGAUUCUCUAGCCAAUCACAUGUUUAUUUACACAGGAGAGACACCUUUCAGCUGCUCUGAGUGUGGUAAAAGAUAUUGUGAGAAAAGGGAUCUGGCCAAUCACAUGUUAGCUCACACAGAGGAGAAGUCUUACAGCUGCUCUGAGUGCGUGAAAAAAUUUAAAUUUCUAUGGCAACUGAACAGACACAUGUUAGUUCACACAGGAGAGAAACCUUACAGCUGCUCUGAGUGUGAUAAAAAAUAUUUUGAUAAAAACUCUCUGACCAAACACAUGUUAACUCACACAGGGGAGAAACCUUUCAGCUGCUCUGAGUGUGAUAAAAAAUACUUUGAUAUGAGUUCUCUGGCCAAUCACAUGUUAACUCACACAGGAGAGAAACCUUUCAGCUGCUCCGAGUGUGAUAAAAAAUAUCUUUAUAAAAGCUCUCUGGCUAAACACAUGUUCGUUCACACAAGGGAGAAACCUUUCAGCUGCUCUGAGUGUGAUAAAAAAUAUCUUCAUAAAACGUCUCUGGCCAGUCACAUGUUAAAUCACACAGGAGAGAAACCUUUCAACUGCUCUGAGUGCAGUCAGAGAUUCAAAUCUCAACGCACUCUAAAAGUACACAUGUUUGUUCACACUGGGGAGAAACCUUUCAGCUGCUCUGAUUGUAGUAAAAGAUUCACAAAGAGAGUGUAUCUGGCCAAUCACAUGGUAGUUCACACAGGAGAGAAACCUUUCAGCUGCUCUGAGUGUGGGAUAAAAUUUUCAUCGAACCAGAGUAGGAUCAGACACAGAGUAAUUCAUACAGGAGAGAAACCUUUUAGCUGCUCUGAGUGCGGUAAAAGAUUUUCACAAAAACAGCAUCUGACCAGACACAGUGUAGUUCACACAGGGGAGAAACCUUUCAGCUGCUCAGCUGAGUGUUGA